AUGAGCAGUUGUCCGAUUACAAGCAUCCCGGCCCUUCUUGAAACGUCGUGUUUAUAUAACCACACGAGCGAUUUCACAUGGCUAGCCCUCCAGCCGACAACAUGGCUCGAGGUUUCCUACAAUCUCUCGGUCAUCACCGCUUGCAUACCAAGCUUGAAGGGUGCUUUCGACAUUUGGCUUGGUAACACGAUGAGGUUAGACAUAGAUGCACCAUAUCAACUGAACCGUGUUGCUGGCAAGAUCGGACUCGAGGCCGCGGCAUACGAAGAUAAUCACAUUGCGACGGACGGCAUGUUCAGGGGUGCAUCCAGAAUCAGAGUAUCCAAAGUCGGUAGGUCGAUCAGAGCAGAAUUCAAACCCAAGCCACUCGAGUAUUUGGAUCGGGAUGGUUAUCGACUGGCUCCUACUCUACGGUCAAGAAGGGACGAUGAUGGCUAG
Pseudomassariella vexata is the source of this 438-nucleotide messenger RNA. RefSeq lists its product as uncharacterized. NCBI's taxonomy places the organism in Eukaryota, Fungi, Ascomycota, Sordariomycetes, Amphisphaeriales, Pseudomassariaceae. The record is from RefSeq and is a predicted model, not a curated record. The transcript has a single exon. The coding region runs from base 1 to 438 and encodes 145 amino acids.